CGAGUGGUCAGACCCGGCGGGUGGGCCCCGCUGCGUCCGCCCCGCCCGCCGAGGCCGCGCCCGUGCCCGCCAGCCGGUGGGCGGGCGCCGAGGGCAGCAUGGCGGCGCUGCGGCCCUGCGCCGACGGCCCCUGCUGCUCCCGCCCCAGCGCGGCGCCCGGCGUGCAGCAGACGCUGGACGAGAUGGACUUCGAGAGGGGAAUCUGGUCGGCAGCCCUGAAUGGAGACCUGGGCCGAGUGAAGUAUUUAAUCCAGAAGGCGGUGGACCCCAGCCAGCCCGACUCGGCCGGCUACACGGCUCUGGUGAGCUGGGGACGAGCCUCAGCUCCGGGUUCCUGCUCUCUGCACUACGCCAGCCGCAAUGGGCACUACGCCGUGUGCCAGUUCCUGCUGGAGAGCGGGGCCGAGUGUGAUGCCCAGACCCACGGGGGAGCCACUGCCCUGCACCGGGCCAGCUACUGUGGGCACACGGACAUCGCCCGGCUCCUCCUGUCACACGGCUCCAACCCUAGGCUAGUGGACAAUGAUGGCAUGACCAGUCUGCACAAGGCCUGGGCAAAGAAGCAUGGCCACUGAGCAAAGGACACAGGGAAGGAAAGCUCACGCCGACUGCCUGAGUGGCACCAGGGUGCCCCACCCCCCCGGACGCACAUCAUCAGGAUUUGGCAGGAGUUCGGGGAAAUCUGCUUAGACGGCGCCUCCAUUUCCACGAGACCUUUUUUAGGACCAAAAGAGCCCCAGAAGUGGAGCAAGAAAGAACAGGGCCCAGUAGGGGUACAGCUUUUGAUCUAGGCCUCUCUC
This is a messenger RNA of Hippopotamus amphibius kiboko, 800 nucleotides long. RefSeq names its product ankyrin repeat domain 39 (gene ANKRD39). The transcript is spliced from 4 exons. Gene Ontology annotation, molecular function: protein binding. The coding region runs from base 99 to 575 and encodes 158 amino acids. The record is from RefSeq and is a predicted model, not a curated record. Lineage: Eukaryota; Metazoa; Chordata; Mammalia; Artiodactyla; Hippopotamidae.